AUGGAAUCCGACGAAAAGGAUAAGCACAUGUUUGUUUUUCUGUUGGAGGAGGAGAACGCCGCCGCCACCGACUGCACAUGCAUGAUUGGGUUUUCCUCGCUGCAGAAGUGCACGGUUGCUAUGAGGUUGCUUGCAUAUGGAGCUCCGGGUGACAGUGUCGAUGAUUAUCUGUGCAUGGCUGAGAGCACCGCCAUUGAUUUCUUAUACAAGUUUUGUAGGGCAGUCAUAGCAGUGUUCGGGGAAGUAUACUUGAGAUCACCCACUGCUAAAGAUACUGAGCAAAUACUUGCAACCAUGCAGCAAGAGGAUUUCCUGAGAUGCUUGAAAGCAUCGACUGCAUGUAUUGCAAGUGGAAGAACUGUCCAAGGCUUGGCAGGGCAAAAAAGAGCCUGCACGGCAACACAAUUUCAGGUGUACAAGGGCCAUAAAGGAGGAUGUAGUGUGGUACUUGAGGUAGUGGUUACAUGUGAUACCAGGAUUUGGCACUCCUUCUUUGGAAUGGCAGAAUCAAACAACUUCAUCAACAUCUUGCAGUGCUCGCACUAG
Molecule: messenger RNA, 546 nt
Organism: Lolium perenne
Lineage: Eukaryota; Viridiplantae; Streptophyta; Magnoliopsida; Poales; Poaceae
Source: RefSeq, a predicted model, not a curated record